AUGGAGAACAACACAGAGGUGACUGAAUUCAUUCUUGUGGGAUUAACUGAUUACCCAGAACAGCAGAUCCCACUCUUCAUAGUCUUCCUUUUCGUCUACCUCAUCACUCUGGUUGGGAAUCUGGGGAUGAUGGAAUUAAUUCUAUUGGACUCCUGUCUCUAUACCCCCAUGUACUUUUUCCUCAGUAACCUCUCCCUGGUGGACUUUGGUUAUUCCUCAGCUGUCACUCCCAAGGUGAUGGUGGGGUUCCUCACAGGAGACAAAUUCAUAUUAUACAAUGCUUGUGCCACACAAUUCUUCUUCUUUGUAGCCUUUAUCAUUGUAGAAAAUUCCCUCCUGGCAUCAAGCUAUGCAGCAGUGUGUAAACCCCUGCAUUACACCACCACCAUGACAACAAAUGUAUGUGCUUGCCUGGCCAUAGGCUCCUAUGUCUGUGGUUUCCUGAAUGCAUCCAUUCAUACUGGGAAUAGUUUCAGGCUCUCCUGCAGAUCCAAUGUAGUUGAACACUUUUUCUGUGAUGUUCCUCCUCUCUUGACUGUCUCAUGUUCAGAUAACUACAUCAGUGAGAUGGUUAUUUUUUUUGUGGUGGGAUUCAAUGACUUCUUUUCUAUCCUGGUAAUCUUGAUCUCCUACUUAUUUAUAUUUAUCACUAUCCUGAAGAUGCGCUCAUCUGAAGGACACCAGAAGGCCUUUUCCUCCUGUGCUUUCCAUCUUACUGCAGUUUCCAUCUUUUAUGGGACAGGCAUCUUUAUGUACUUACGACCUAGCUCCAGCCAUUUCAUGGGCAUGGACAAAAUGGCAUCUGUGUUCUAUGCCAUAGUCAUUCCCAUGUUGAAUCCACUGGUCUACAGCCUGAGGAACAAAGAGGUUAAGAGUGCCUUUAAAAAGACUGUAGGGAAGGCAAAGGCCUCUAUAUGAUUCAUAUUUUAAUUAUAAAGAAUUCAAAAUAAGAUAAUUUCCUCCACCUCAUAUUAAUCUUUGUCUACUAAGUCCAAUAUUUGGGUUUCCUCAUGGACAGUUUCUAUUGACUGUUUUCUUAAACAUAUGAAUUGGCCAUACUUUCCUCAUUCUUUAAGUGACACUUUUUUGUUAAAAUCUGGAUAUUUUAAAUAAUAAAAAUAUAGCGCAUUCUAAAAAGCAUCUCUCUCCUCCCAUCUAGGCUUUGUUUUCGUUGGUGGUACUUUUGUUUGUUUAGUGAUUUUCCUGAGUUACUUGUGUUAAUUCUGCAUUUCUUGUUGUGUGUGGCCACUGAAAUUUCUACUCAGUUAGCGGUCAACUAACAAUUGGACAGAGUUUUUUAAGUGCUUUAAAUGGUUAAUUCUCUGAAGCCUUAUGCAUGAACUUUGCACGUGUGUGCUGGAGUAUGUUUUCAGUGCUCCAGCAGUUUAAAUUCUGCCUUUAAUCUUCAUGUCCUUUUUGUGCAGAGCCUCAAGGUCAGCCACAAAUGAAACAUUAGGUCCUCUCAGGUCUUUCCUGUGAAUACAUAGGGCCUUGUGCAUAUGCAUGACUUUUGUAAU
Molecule: messenger RNA, 1517 nt
Organism: Chlorocebus sabaeus (green monkey)
Lineage: Eukaryota; Metazoa; Chordata; Mammalia; Primates; Cercopithecidae
Source: RefSeq, a predicted model, not a curated record